Diaporthe citri is the source of this 1008-nucleotide messenger RNA. RefSeq lists its product as uncharacterized. The transcript has a single exon. Bases 1 to 1008 code for a protein of 335 amino acids. Lineage: Eukaryota; Fungi; Ascomycota; Sordariomycetes; Diaporthales; Diaporthaceae. The record is from RefSeq and is a predicted model, not a curated record.
AUGGCUUCUUUACAGCAGCCUGUACUGUCAGAAGGUCCCGCGGCGGCAGUCUGGAGGUCUCCUGGUGGCUUCCAACACGAUAGUCAAACUCUUGAUCUAGAUCAGAGCUCUACCCUCCAGACCCAGGGACCAUCGAAAACGAGCGGCGAUGCUGAGCCGUCGAGUCUUGCACCCCAGGCAGUCUCUUCUACCGACAAAAAUCGGCAGGGUGUGUGCGAGCACGGUGACCGAAUCUCAGAAAAUGUCUCACAGGAUAGUGAGAAUCAGGCUGACGGGCCGCAACAAAUGUUGGGUCCCGGUUCUCCAGCUCUCGAAACAGCCAGUCAGUCAUCGCCGAACUCAAGCCACACAGCACUCGCCGAAGGGGCUCAACCUAUCGAACAACCAUCUCCAUCCGGUCCGUCGGGAGCGAACUCGACCGUUUCUGGUUCAGUGUGCCUUGCGCAGGAUCAAGACGAAGAAAAGCUUAUACCAAGGCCACCCAUCUCCGAAUCGCUUGGUCUCUGGACCUGUACAAUUAUCGCAGGUGGAACUGCCAUCACUCUAGCAGUCCUUGGCUUCUUGAUCUUCCUAUGGUCGGGAGAAGGGCUGGCCGGUGGAGAGGGUGCCACUUAUAUCUGGAGGAAGAUCAUGCUCAGCGAGUCGUGGCCUGCGCAAACGGUCACGAUUUGUUCCCUGGUAUUGCGAACUGUCGCGGCAGCACAGGCUGCGGUGUGCACGUCUCUGGUCGCUGCUCUGCUACUCGAACGACGUCGACUGCCGUUGUCCAAGGUCGUUCCGGUCUCUAUCAAGAGAGGUGUCAACGACGGCCCGUUCAGCCUGGUCCGCGAAGUCUUCUCGAGGAGAUAUCUGCAGCCAGUCUUAUCUGUGGAGAUGGUCCUGGUCCUGUUUUCCACAAUGGUGACCUUUGGCAUCCAGUUCACCUCCACCACUCUUGUCCGGGUUCAAUACAACGACACUCGUACAAUUUCCCCAACAACUGCAUCACAGAGUCAUGUUCUCCUCUGA